AUGAACACAGUAAUUCCGGACGUUCUUAAGCAGGGGGCCCAGGAGGACAAGGGGGAGAUCGCCAGACUUCAAUAUUUCGUGGGUGCAAUAGCAGUAGGGGAUUUAGUAAAAAGUACAUUAGGUCCAAGAGGACUAGACAAGAUUUUAACCCCUCUAAAUAUAGAAGGAGCAAGAAGUCAUCAACAUACAGUAACAAAUGAUGGAGCUACAAUUUUAAAAUCAGUUUGGUUAGAUAAUCCUGUUUCUAAAAUAUUAGUAGAUGUAAGUAUGCAACAAGAUAAUAAAUGUGGAGAUGGAACAACUGGAGUUGUUGUUUUAGCAGCAGAGAUGUUAAGGAAUUCUGAAAUAUUAAUUGAAAAUAAAAUACAUCCACAAAUAAUUUGCGAUGGAUUUAGAAUGGCUUUAAAAGUUGCAAGAGAAGCGUUACUAGAAUCAUGUUUUAGUCAUGAUAUUACUAGUGAUUUGUUUAAAGAAGAUAUGCUGAAAAUAGCUAGAACAACUUUAUCAUCUAAAUUGUUAACACAUGAGAAAGAACAUUUUGCAGAAUUAGCUGUUAAUGCAAUAUUAAGAAUAAAAGAUCAUUUAAAUUUAGAUCUAAUACAAAUAAUUAAAAAAACUGGGGGAACUAUAAAAGAUUCUUAUUUAGAAGAGGGAUUUAUUUUAGAAAAAAAGAUUGGCAUUAAUCAACCGAAAUCGUUAACUAAUUGUAAUGUUAUGGUAGCUAAUACACCUAUGGAUGCAGAUAAAAUAAAAAUUUAUGGUACUAAGGUGAAUGUGCAUAGUUUUGAAGAUAUACAAGAUUUAGAAAGCGAAGAGAGAUUAAAAAUGAAAAAUAAAGUAGAAAAUAUUAUCUCAUACGGAUGUAAUGUAUUUAUAAAUAGACAACUCAUAUAUAAUUAUCCGGAACAAAUCUUUCGGGAAAAUAAUGUUAUGACUAUUGAGCAUAGUGAUUUUGAUGGUAUGGAAAGAUUAGCUAACUGUUUAGGUGCAGAAAUUGCAUCCACUUUUGAAAAAGGAUUAAAUAUACAACUAGGUCAUUGUGAUAAAAUUGACGAAGUAAUUAUUGGUGAAGAUAAAUUAAUUCGUUUUUCUGGAUGUAAAAAAAAUGGUGCAUGCACUAUCAUUCUUAGAGGUGCAUCUACACAUAUAUUAGAAGAAAGUGAAAGGUCUUUACAUGAUGCAUUAGCUGUCUUAGCGGAAACGUUAAAAGAUAAUCGUGUAGUUUUAGGUGCUGGUUGUUCAGAAAUGUUAAUGAGUAAUGCCGUCGACAAUUUAGCAAGAACAGUAGAAGGAAAAAGAAGUUUAGCCAUUGAAGCUUAUGCAAAAGCAUUGAGACAAAUACCUAUAUACAUAUUAGACAAUGGAGGAUUCGAUAGCUCCGAAAUUGUUAGUAAAAUUAGAGCACAACAUACUAAGGGGAACAAAUAUGCAGGUAUAGAUAUUAACAAGGGGGAUGUUGGCAAUAUAAUGGAAUUGGGCAUAUACGAAUCUUACAACUCGAAGCUAUCACAACUCACAUCCGCUACGGAAGCCGUCGAAAUGAUUCUGCGAGUGGACGACAUAAUUAAGUGUGCCCCGAGGAAGAGGACUGGUGUCUGA
This is a messenger RNA of Plasmodium malariae, 1599 nucleotides long. It is a transcript of the gene CCT2, whose product is annotated as T-complex protein 1 subunit beta, putative. The transcript has a single exon. Gene Ontology annotation, biological process: protein folding. The coding region runs from base 1 to 1599 and encodes 532 amino acids. Gene Ontology annotation, molecular function: ATP binding; ATP hydrolysis activity; ATP-dependent protein folding chaperone. Gene Ontology annotation, cellular component: chaperonin-containing T-complex; cytosol. NCBI's taxonomy places the organism in Eukaryota, Apicomplexa, Aconoidasida, Haemosporida, Plasmodiidae. The record is from RefSeq and is a predicted model, not a curated record.